CCUAGCUAGCAGUGCGUAUUUGGUACGGUAAACGGACUGAUCGGCGCAAGUUCGAGCCGAUCACGGUAUCGUCUGGUAUCGUACGUAAAAGCCGGUUCGCGGGUACCACAUCAGUUGACGCGUCUAGUGUUUCUAUAGUGCCAACGAUACUAUGUCCCGCGGCACCGGCCAUGUUUCCCUCAAAUAGCAGUGCCGACGGCCGAUCCGAACCAUGUAUUUGACCGGACGCCAUGGCCAAACCCAAGAAGCUCUUCAAAAUCCUCUUGGGUGUCGCGAUCGGACUCGCGUUCUCUUACUUCUUCGCGUCGACCGGUAACACGUGCGGUACCGCCAGGGUGGCGCGUCGCGUUUCUUCUCCAGAGCCUCCGGAACCGCCGCCUAACCAAAACCUCAUCUUCGUAGGCGUCAUGACCGCGAAAAAGUACCUGGACACGCGCGCCCGAGCCGUCUACGACACCUGGGGCCGCCACGUGCCCGGACGCCUAGUGUUCUUCUCCUCCGAGACUUCCUACUCCGACAAAAUACCCCUGGUCGCGUUGCGUGACGUAGACGACAGCUACCCUCCGCAGAGGAAGUCGUUCAAGAUGCUCAAGUACAUGUACGAGCACUACGUCGACAAAUACGAAUGGUUCAUGCGAGCCGACGACGACGUCUACGUGAGAUACGACAAGCUGGAGGAACUGCUUCGCGGCGUCGACUCCAAGAAACCCCUGUUCAUCGGUCAGACGGGGAAAGGGAAAAGCGAAGAAAUGGACCGGCUGAGUUUGGAUACCGACGAGAACUUUUGCAUGGGCGGGCCCGGCGUGAUAAUGAGUCGCGGCACGUUGAGGAAGAUCGCGCCGUACCUGGAGGACUGCCUGAGUAACCUGUACACGACGCACGAGGACGUGGAGGUCGGACGGUGCGUCAGGAAAUACGCGGGCAUCUCGUGCACCUGGUCAUACGAGGCGAGUGACGAUUUCGAGAUGCAAGUGAUAUUCUACCACAACCAGAGCGGUGAGGCGGCGUUCACCGGCGAUUUGAAACAAAAAGAGGUGCACCGAGCGAUUACCCUUCACCCCGUCAAGCAUCCCCGUCAAAUGGUCCGGCUCCACAACUAUAUUAACGGUCUCAAGGUGCAAGACGCGUUGCAGAGCAGCCUACUUUUGCACCGGGACAUCGUCCAAUCGAUGGCCGAAUUGGGCUACAGAAUGGACCGAUUGGAGCACGCCCAAUUGGCUCCCGGAUUGGAACUGUUUCCACGGAAAAAGGGCCAGCCUGACUAUCUGGGAGACAGCGGCUUAUUGGGAGUGCCGGUGAGCAUCAACAGGUACCAACCCCGUAACCUGGGCGACGUGCUCGAAUGGGAGCUGAUAUCGAAAACGCUGUACUCGCAUCGUGACCUGAACCCUCGAAAGCGCAUCGGAUCGUCGCUGAAAGAGGGACUCGGCGACGUCAUCCGAGAGAUAAUGGAACAGAUCAACUCUUACUCGAAACAGAGGGGUCGGGUGAUCGACUUCAAGGAGAUCCUCUACGGCUACUGGAGGCUCGAUCCCGUCCACGGCGCCGAUCUAAUCCUCGACCUCCUGCUCGUCUACAAAAAGUACCGCGGCCACAAAAUGACCGUCCAAGUCAGGCGACACGCUUACGUGCAGCAAACCUUUACCGGUAUUUUCGUGAGGGAAGCGACGCCGGCGGGCACCGAGACGUCGGCAUCGAAAGACGACGGCAUCGUCCACCAGAUCAUCUCGAAAUUAAGCGACAACUUGGCGCCGCUGUCCCGGCGUCCCGCCCGUCCCGCCGCGCCCGUCAUAAAUCUGCUCCUCCCCCUCAGCGGCCGUCACGACACGUUCGUCCGCUUCCUCGACAGGUACGUCGGCGUCUGCGUCGCGGAGGGCGAACCGACGCGCCUCCACGUCAUCGUCUACGCCGGCGACGACUACGACGCCACCGUCGAGUCGAUCCGGCGGACGAGGAGCGAGCACGGACUCGACGACGACGCCCUCGCCCUCGUAGAAGGCGGCGCGGAGCCUUUCGCCCGCGGUGCCGCCCUCCAAAAGGCGGUCGAUCGACUCCGCGACGACGACCUUAUGCUUUUCGUCGACGUCGACAUGGCGUUCGAUCGAAAAUCGCUGGACAAGAUGCGCCGCAACGCCGUCCGCGGCCUCAGCGUCUAUUUCCCGAUCGUCUACAGCCUGUACAACCCGAAACUCAUCGGCGGCGACGUCCACCAGGUGGUGGACGGGCGCCGCGGAUUCUGGCGCCAGUUUGGCUUCGGCAUCGCCGCCCUUUACAAGGGCGAUUACGACAAAUUGGGCGGGUUCGAUUUGCACAUCAAGGGAUGGGGUUACGAGGACGUCGCGUUCUUCGACAAGGCGGUGGCGUCCGGAUUGAAAAUCGCGCGGUCAGCGGAUCCGGGCCUGGUGCACGUGUACCAUGAGGUGCGGUGCGGCGCCGAAUUGGACGCCGAGCAGAGGACGAUGUGCCUGGGCACGAAGGGCAACACGCUGGGCUCGCUCGCCACGCUGCAGGCGCUAUUCGACAAGUACAGGCGUCUGUUCCGGUAGCCGCCGAGAGCGAAAUAUAAUCGGGGUGUUUCGCCUUUUCUUUUAUUGCCCGUUUUGAGAAAAAAGGAAGAAUUUCAGGCAAUUUCCAUAAAAUGAAAAAGUAGGGCCAAGCGAGGGCCUUAACGGUGUAAGUAGAUGUAACGUGAAAACACUGCCAUUGUACGGAGAAGAAGGAGAAGAAGAAGAAGACGAUUUUUUUACCAUGUAGAUUAUUGUCUGUGAUUUAAUUAUUAAACGGCGUUAAGCAUGCCCCGUG
Molecule: messenger RNA, 2802 nt
Organism: Cylas formicarius (sweet potato weevil)
Lineage: Eukaryota; Metazoa; Arthropoda; Insecta; Coleoptera; Brentidae
Gene: Chsy
Product: chondroitin sulfate synthase 1
Exons: 6
Coding region: 231-2546 (771 amino acids)
Cellular component (GO): Golgi cisterna membrane
Molecular function (GO): glucuronosyl-N-acetylgalactosaminyl-proteoglycan 4-beta-N-acetylgalactosaminyltransferase activity
Source: RefSeq, a predicted model, not a curated record